UGGCGCCGCGUGGGACCCACGGGUGGGCUCCGCGCGGGGACCUUGGGGACACUGGGGACACGGAGGGGCCAUGGGUGUCCUCGGGGCGCUGCUCGGGGGGGUUUUGGUGGCCGUGGCCGUGGCCGAGCCCGCCGCGCCGCCUCCCGCGCACGUCCUGGGGGAGAUCCUGACGUGCCAGCCCGACCCUCCCUCCGUGUCGCUCUCGGUCACCCUGGACGGGCUCGGCCUCUUCUGGUUCGACUUCCCGGGCUCGCGGUGGCGCCGCGGGACCCCCGGGCCGGGCCGGCCGCGGGGGCUGGAGACCCCCGGGGAGCUGGGCCCGGGGGCGCAGCUGUGCCGGGACGUGCUCGGGGCGCUGGGGCCGCGGCUGGCCGGGAUCCUGCCGAGAGCCAAGGGCGUGCCGCUGCUCUCGGUGUUCCCGGCGCGUCCCCCGUCCCCGGGCGAGGCCACCGCCCUGGUGUGCCUGGUGGAGAACAUCUUUCCCCCGUCGCUGACCAUCGGCUGGACGCUGGCCGGAGCCGCGGUCACUCGCGGCGUCACCUCGGGGCCCUUCGUCCCCGGCGCCGACCUCACCUUCGCCCGCGUCUCCCGGAUUUCCGUCACCCCCCGGCCCGGCGACGUCGUGGCCUGCGAGGUCACCUCGGACAGGGACAACGUCACCGCCGUGGCCUACUGGGUGGCUCCGGACACGGCGCUGGACGAGCAGCUGGACACGGCGCUGGUCGGAGCCGCGCUGGCCCUGGGCCUGAUCCUGGCCCUGCUGGGGGCCGGCCUGGCCCUGCUGGCCCGCCGGGACCCGCAUGGUACGGGAUAGGCCCGGCCUAAACCUGGGCCUAAACCUGGGCCUGGGAUUGGGCCUGAU
Messenger RNA from Passer montanus (Eurasian tree sparrow), 862 nucleotides. RefSeq names its product class II histocompatibility antigen, M alpha chain. Gene Ontology annotation, cellular component: MHC class II protein complex; membrane. Lineage: Eukaryota; Metazoa; Chordata; Aves; Passeriformes; Passeridae. The coding region runs from base 71 to 814 and encodes 247 amino acids. The record is from RefSeq and is a predicted model, not a curated record. Gene Ontology annotation, biological process: immunoglobulin production involved in immunoglobulin-mediated immune response; positive regulation of T cell activation; antigen processing and presentation of exogenous peptide antigen via MHC class II. Gene Ontology annotation, molecular function: MHC class II protein complex binding. The transcript has 4 exons.